AUGCGCCACACGCCAAACGAGCGUGCGUGGCAGGCGCUUAGAGCCCUGAACGCUCAGCUGGACCCCAUCCGGGGCCCCAGGGGGUGCCUGCUCAGAGGUGGAGUGAAGAGGAAGCCGGGGGCGCAGUCACCCCAAGGUCCCGGAGAAGUACAGGGAGUCGGGGCAGGCUCACUGGGCUGCCCAAGGGGGUGGGCGCCUGGAGCUCCUCGGUGGCAGUGCAGGGGCGCGGGGAGGGGCGACUCUUACCCGGAGGCUGCCAAGCAGGAGGCGGCGGUCGGCCAGGGCGGCUGCAGUAAUCCAUUGGGCGCUGCCGGGCUACGCGCACUCGGGGCGGCAGGGAUCCGCUCGUGUUGGGGAAGGAGUCGCGUCGGAACCGCGCGGCUGCAGUCACCCGGAGCAGGCCGGCUGCUCCCGGCGAGCGUUGUCGGCGCCGGCGGGGGCCUCCGAGCCCAGGGCUAUUUCCGGGCUCUCCCGCCCGCCGGGCUCCCCACCGGCUCCGGAGGCGGCAGCGGCGCGGCCCGAGCGAAGCGGCGGUGGGGCCACGUUGGGCGCCGGGCGGGAGCGGAGGCCGCCGCGGACCCCGCAAUCCCGCAGCCGGCGACUGGAUCCCACCUCUGCAGAGACAAAGAUGCCGGAACAUUCAGCAAACACCAGGGAAGCAGAGGACACAAGCUUGGCUGUGAAAUAGCAACACCUUCUGCACUGAAGAAUAAUAAAACAAUGUUUUUAAUUACAAAAGAAAAUGUGUAAGAAAAGUGUAAAAAUACGUGGGGCAAGUUUUGGGGGCCCUUUCUAAGCUAGAACACUUUAUACUGGUCUGUACAUGUGGAACUGAACAGAGAUUGCUCACUUCUAAAAUAUUCUAAGAAAUAAUCUCAAUUGUCAGUUUCCUCCUGCCCAAAUAAAAGCGGAGCUUUGUGACCCUCCUUUUCAGCUUGGGGAAGGAGGGAUGGGAAAAAGACA
Herpailurus yagouaroundi (jaguarundi) is the source of this 963-nucleotide messenger RNA. RefSeq lists its product as uncharacterized. The transcript has 3 exons. The coding region runs from base 1 to 750 and encodes 249 amino acids. The record is from RefSeq and is a predicted model, not a curated record. NCBI's taxonomy places the organism in Eukaryota, Metazoa, Chordata, Mammalia, Carnivora, Felidae.